This is a messenger RNA of Portunus trituberculatus (swimming crab), 4510 nucleotides long. RefSeq names its product cyclin-dependent kinase-like 4. The coding region runs from base 771 to 1958 and encodes 395 amino acids. Gene Ontology annotation, biological process: protein phosphorylation. The transcript has 8 exons. Gene Ontology annotation, molecular function: cyclin-dependent protein serine/threonine kinase activity; ATP binding. Gene Ontology annotation, cellular component: nucleus. The record is from RefSeq and is a predicted model, not a curated record. NCBI's taxonomy places the organism in Eukaryota, Metazoa, Arthropoda, Malacostraca, Decapoda, Portunidae.
CAUACAUAAAUGGAUAAAUAGAGAGAAGAAGAAACACAGUGAUAAUCAAGGAAUAUAAUAAAAAAAAAAGGAUAAGAAUGAAGAACAAAAUAUGCAAAUAAGAAAAAUGAUAAACAUACUUGAAGGAAAAUAGGAAGAAAAGAAAACUGCAACAAGAACAGAAGAGAAAGAAGAAAAUUAAUUGAAGUAAUGACAUGAAGCUUAAUGGUGAUGAUGGUGAUGAACAGUGAUGAGGAACAGUGAUGAUGGUCAAUUAGUGAAGAACAAAGUGGCAAUAAUGGAGAAAGACAGUGUGAUGAACAAUAGUAGAUAACAGUUAUGGUGGCAGUAGCAAAGAACAGCAGUCGAGAACAGUGAUGAUGAACAGUAAUAGAGAACAAUAAUAACAUAGUGGUGGCGUAAAGUGAUAGUGGAGAACAAGAAGUGAUAGUGAACAGUAAAGAACAUAAGUGCAGAACAGUGAUGGAGAACAGUGAUAGGAAACAGGGGAAAAUCUGACAAACUGCUGAAAACUCAAUUAAAUAACAUAGUGGCCGUGAAGAGUGAUAGUGUGGAGCAGGAACGGAGAUAGUGAACAGCGGUGAGGGUUACAAGUGGAGCGCAGAGGUGGAAGCAAAAGGUGGUGGAGAACUGACAAACUACUGAAAACUCAAUUAAAUAACAUAGUGGUCUCGAAAAGUGAUAGUGUGGAGCAGGAACGAAGAUAGUGAACAGCGGUGAGGGUUACAAGUGGAGCGCAGAGGUGGAAGCAAGAGGUGGAGUCUCUAGCCAUGUGCACCUCCACCGGGAUGGACCGCCAGUACUGGGAGAACAAGUUUCGUCAGCUGUUCCUUGGCGGUGGUCUGGCUUCACAACAGCUGCUGGCGGGGAGAACCCGGGUGUCCUCGCGCCUGAUGGAGAAGUACGAGAAGCUAAGCAAGAUCGGCGAGGGGUCCUAUGGCGUAGUGUACAAGUGUCGCAACAGGGAGACCGGGAACCUGGUGGCCAUCAAGAAGUUCGUGGAGUCUGAGGAUGACCCGCUUAUCAAGAAAAUUGCCUUGAGGGAGAUACGCAUGCUCAAGCAACUCCACCACCCGAACCUGAUCAACCUAAUCGAGGUGUUCAGGAGGAAGAGGAAACUGCACCUGGUUUUCGAGUUUUGUGACCGGACUGUGCUUAAUGAAUUGGAGAGUAAUCCUAAAGGGUUACCGGAGGAGAAGGUGAAGAAGAUUACCUACCAGCUGGUGCAGGCCAUCGGCUACUGCCACAAGCACAACUGCAUCCACCGCGACGUGAAGCCUGAGAACAUUCUCCUCACCAAGAGUGGCGUGGUCAAGCUGUGUGACUUCGGCUUCGCGCGCAUGUUGAGUCCUGGAGACAACCUGACGGACUACGUGGCGACCAGGUGGUACCGCGCGCCGGAGCUCCUGGUGGGGGACACGCACUACGGCACCGCGGUGGAUGUGUGGGCCAUCGGCUGCGUGUUGGCGGAGCUGGUGAAGGGAGAAGCGCUAUGGCCCGGCAAGUCUGACGUGGACCAGCUCUACCUCAUCCGAAAGACGCUAGGCGACCUUCUACCAGACCACAUGAGGAUAUUCAAGGACAACGAGUUUUUCCGCGGCCUCAGCAUCCCGGAGCCUGAUGGCGUGGAGACACUCGACGCCAAGAUGCCCAAAACUUACCCGAGAGAAGGUGUUGACUUCCUUAAGAGAUGCAUCGACCGCGACCCGACUAAGAGAUGGACCUGCGACCAACUGACUGACCACGACUACUUCAAGGGCUUCUCCUUCAAGAUUCCUGAGGAGGACCAGCUGGAGCACGACAGACUAAAGAACCCCUCGGUGUCCGGUUCGAUGCUCCUGCCGCAGCUGGCCAGCACCCCGGUAGGCGGCGGCUCCAUGUCCACCUCCUCCUCGCCGGACAUCAGGCACCCCAUGCACCGAGGCACGCGCAACUUCGACCACCUGCCCACCAUCUGACAAAAUGGCGCAGGGCUUCAGCGGCCGCCAGCCUUACCCUCCACCCUGGUCCCGUCCCCGUCGCCGCCCCAGGACAACGCCGUCACCAAGCCUCUUAACGGGGCAGGUGCGCGCGCGGCCCCUAAGUCCAGCCCCCCAGGGAACAGACAGCCCCACUCCAUGCUGGACAAAGGCGACCUUUACGCCAUUCUGUACCGCAAAUACAACUCCUCCUAGCUGUCUCCUUGGUACCCGCACAGACCCACGCCCGCCUCACACACGGCACACGAAACUAUUAGUGGCAUUACGUAUUUCAUUAUUAUGUUCGUCACUACCUUUGUGAUUACUAUUUUUAUCUAGAAAAUUACUUAGAAGGCUGUUGUACGUACAUGGCAGCUAUAGGUUAGGUUAGAUAAGGUGACUGACUUACUUAAUAGUGAAAUGUGUGAUUAUACGUUAUGCUUUCAGUACAACAUGUUUGAUCUACCUAAAUCUGGAAAUCAGUAAUAAAUUUUAUGACGUUUAUAAUCAAAAUCAUUGCCAGUCUCUCAUCCACUAUUAAAAAAUACAUUUACAUCUACCCAACGAACUAACAAAUAGUGACUACGUGAGUUUAGAGAAUGUCUGUAGUAGUGAAUGACUUAACCUGACAAAAAAAGAAAAAAUGUUUCGUUCACCGCAGUGAGACGCGCGUGGCUCUGUGCACUUACCCUCCUGUAGUGUGUUAAGGCUGGAAGCUGCUGUUGACCCUCGCCACGCCACAAUGAUGGGUGUGUACUGUCCCGUCAGGAGAUGAGUAACCUUUCCCAUUCAUAGCCAGCGUGUUUUACCUUCCUCGCCAUUCUUAGGACCAUAUCAUGAAAGACUGCACCUCCUCUACUUUCAAAAGGAUUUAAUUGAAGUUACACGGUCUUUUCAGGGAGUUUUUCUUUUAUGGUUUUGGUGAAAGAUUAAUAAGUUUUCUACAUUAGCAACUGGAGAAACGUACUUGCGAAUCCGGCUCGUCAUCUAUAUUGCCUUGGAAAAUAGUCAUGGAGAGAGAGAGAGAGAGAGAGAGAGAGAGAAGCGUUUGUAAAUAUUGGCUUCACUCUUUCAUUUAGAACUCCACAGAUUGCCAGGUUUUGUAAGAGGCUUUUUUAAAGGGCACUGGCUAAGGACAACAGAAAGAUAUAUUGGCCCAAGGCCACUGAGGUGCUAGUCCCAAAACACCAAAAGUAUUAGCCGAAACUGGAAGGUUACUGUCUCGAAACCUCGCCAGACGAUCAGAAAACUUGUGAUUGAUGGAAAACGUGAAUGGAGAAGGUUACUCAAUUUCUGACAGACCACACGGAGCCCUCCCCUCCUCCCCCUCCCCUGCUGAGUGCCAUGACCUCUACACGGACCUCUUUGCCAAUUAAGACUGGAGUAGACGAGAGUACAGUCAUACCGGGCUGGAUUACCGAUUAGCGUGGAUCAGCUGUUUGGAUCGCCGAGUUGUGCAUCGCUGUGUUGUGUUAUAUCGACGGAAGAGAGUGUGGCUUGCUGUGAUAUGGGGGCGAGCCUGUGUCCCUCAUAGAUUAAGAGAAAUUAGAACCGUGGCUACCUAUCGUGUCGUAAUACUCGACUGUAAAAUGUUAGCACGUGUCUGAAAAUCUAAGAGUUGUUAGGUUAUUUGUGACUUACUGUAGCUGGAGCAAGGGAGGAAAGUGUUUGAAUCUUCCCAGAGCAGGAGUGAUGAGCUAUACGGUGUACAGUCACGGCCAGAAGACAGACCCAGAACAGGUGGUGUGGUGACGGUCAGGAAUUUGGCAGCGUCAGCCACACACUACCUCCGUGUUUUGUGUUUGUCUUUAAUGCUGAGUCUUUUCCUCUAUGACUCAAUUCCCACUCGCCUUACAAGAUUACUAACGGGCCAUAAACAAAUCAGUCCAAACUAAUAAAGAGAAACCAUGAUUGUUAGCAGGUGAAUGAAAUAAGAUAAAAAAUUCAAGACAAAGUGAAAGCGCAGAAAAUAAGGAUGAUAAACGAAAUAAUGAAUGUAAGCUGACGAGUAAUAUUAAGAUCAAAAGUUCAAAAUUAGAUGAAAGUCAGUACAAAAUUUUUAAAUGUUAAACGAAAUGCUGCUGAUGAUGAUUAUAAGCAGAUCAGUGGACUAAAAUCAACAUUUCAAAACAAAAUGGAGGUGAAUGAGAAGCAUUGUUCAUGGCCGUGACUGUACUGCCGUGUGGGAAGAUUACAGACACACCUGAGUAGCGUUCAUUGGCAGGUAAACCCGACGACGGGAGCGCAUCACUACAGAUGUAUCAGGACCUCCGCACCAGCGUCGUUACCUGGACUUGACUACACUACUUACCUGUACAAAUUAGUGUGACAUUAGGCGAUGGUUUGUGAGUUGUAGUACGUAACGCCUUUUUCGUCCGUUACGUCCUAAAUUUUUCAUGUUUUUUUUUUUUCGUUUUAGUUUCUUAGAAUGCGUUUUUCUCUCUCAAGGUGAUGAAAAGGUGUCAGAUCUUUUAAAGUCUGAUGUCUGUUAUAAAAUUUGAUGUUAUAGUCUAGAAUUCAGUUAGGUUCUUUUCCCCUCUCAGGAGAAUAAA